This is a messenger RNA of Rhineura floridana, 5732 nucleotides long. It is a transcript of the gene EHMT1, whose product is annotated as euchromatic histone lysine methyltransferase 1. Gene Ontology annotation, molecular function: histone H3K9 methyltransferase activity; p53 binding; zinc ion binding. The record is from RefSeq and is a predicted model, not a curated record. Gene Ontology annotation, cellular component: nucleus. The coding region runs from base 360 to 4208 and encodes 1282 amino acids. The transcript is spliced from 29 exons. NCBI's taxonomy places the organism in Eukaryota, Metazoa, Chordata, Lepidosauria, Squamata, Rhineuridae.
UCCUUCCUUCCAUUUCCUUCUUUUCCCCCUCCAGCUGGUAAUGCAAUAGCUGGGCCUCUGGGGGCAUUGUGAGACUGCUCGACAGAGCAUGCUCCUCAGCACCUACUGUGGGCUUGGUUGGAACUCGUGGAGAGAGUAGACUAGGCCUCUGCAACGCCUUGUUGAGAAUCCCAAAGGGGCCUACACAGACAGAUUUGAGGUCUCCUAGUGGCCUGAGGCUUUCAAAAUGGACGGUUUCCUGCCAUCGAGAGGACACAGCCUGUGCUGUGUGCGAUGCUAGAUCCUAAGCAUGUUUACACUUAAGCAGGAAGAAUGGAGGCAGACGGCUGCCGGAAAGGAGAGGGAGGCGACGAGCUCUGAUGAAUAAGGGCGAGUCCAGAAGAGAGAUCUGCAUGAAGACGGAACUGUUAAAAGAUAUCACCAACAACAAAGAGGAAGGAUUUAAUGCUAUGGCAGCUGAUGAAAGUGCCAUAGAGAAGCAAGUUGGGGAACCAAAGAUGGCCCCCGAUGGCGAAACCAACGGCUCCUACGAAUGCAACGAAGCAAAGAGCCACCCAAGCGCAGCUAAGAACACUCAGGACAAUGUAAAAGUGAGCCAAGGGGACUCAACUGCUAAGCUGAGCAGGAUAGCCGAGAACGGCAUUUCUGAGAGAGACAGUGAUGCCGGGAGGCAGAUCCACAUAAGAGCAAACGAUUUCACGCAGACGUCUGUCAUGGGGAGCAAUGGGUACAUUUUGCCGAAGCAGAUGGCUCCGGAGCCGCCCGUACGGACUGCUGGCAGCGCUUUUGCCUCCCUCAUGGGCCAUGCCGCAAAAACGCUUCCCCCGGGAGGAAGCAAGGGGAAGGCACUCAGCACCUUUUCCCAGCCGCAAGCUGCUCUGCCGGCUAAGCUUGGGGAGGGCAGUAAAGACGGUGAGGCUAAGAAAGUGGCAGCGGCGCAUGCCAGCAUCAAGAUCCACAGAGCUCGGAAGACGAUGCCCAAGUCCCCCUCUAUCCUGCAUACAAGUAAAGACCCCAAAGAAGCACCCAAGGAAGAUGGCAGCAAGCAUGUUUUGGAAUUUGGGAAGCCCCACUCUUUGCCCCCUCUCCCUGGCCUUCACUCAUCUCUACCUCAGAACCAGAGCUAUGUGGCUGCUUCAAGAUCACAGACAGCUGCGUCAGUAUCUAGGAAGAAAAAGCGGAGAAUGGGAACGUACAGCCUGGUCCCCAAGAAAAAGACCAAAGUUUUGAAACAGAGAACUAUGAUCGAGAUGUUUAAGAGCAUCACCCAUUCCUCUUCAGGUGGCAAGGGCGAAAAGGGUGAUGCCAGCCCUCAUGUGAAUGGGGAAAGCUUAGACAUGGAUUCUGAAGAGGAGGACUCUGACGACCUGGAAGAAGAAGAUGAACAUGGAACGGAGCAGCCAGCAGCCUUUCCUGCAGAGGACAACCGGACGGCUAAGGAGGGGUCCGCUGACAGCAGCAACGCCAGAAAGAUCAUUGACGGUGAGUCUGAGGAAGAGCAGGACUCGGGAGAAUCCGCGGAAGAAGAGGAAGAUGGCGACGAAUCUGACUUGAGUUCCGAAUCCAGUCUCAAGAAGAAGGUGAUGAAGAGGAAAGGGAAGAUGGACAGUCCCUGGCUGAAACCCACCCGGAAGAGGAGGCGGAAAAGUAAAAAGAAACAAGCUGGGGGAUUAGGUUCGGAAGCCUAUAAGCCGUCUUUGGGGAACGGAGAAGAAGGCAGGCUGGAGAACAACAUGGAGUACACAGAAGUGUCUCUGGAUUCCUUGGAUCUCCGAGUAAAGGGAAUUCUAUCUUCGCAAUCAGAAGGUCUUUCCAGUGGCCCUGGAGCGACGGAAGCAGACGGUCUUCAGGAAGCGCCUCUCUGUAGCUGUCGAAUGGAAACUCCCAAAAGCCGAGAGAUCACCACACUCGCUAACAACCAGUGCAUGGCGACGGAAAGCGUGGACAAGGAGCUAAGCCGGUGCCCAAACCGUGUGCUGAAAUACGAGCUGAUGCGCCCAUCUAACAAGGUCCAGCACUUGGUGCUGUGUGAGGAUCACAGAGGGAGGAUGGUGAAGCAUCAGUGUUGUCCAGGUUGUGGCUUCUUUUGUGCAGCGGGCACUUUCAUGGAGUGCCAGCCAGAAAGCAGCAUUUCCCACCGUUUCCACAAGGAUUGUGCCUCCCAGGUCAAAGGCACAAGCUACUGCCCGCACUGCGGGGAAGAGGCCUCCAAGGCCAAAGAAGUGACUGUAGCGAAGGCGGACACCACCUCCACACUUCUGCUGAGCUAUGAGCCGAAGAAACCUGGGACUUCAGAGGGGAGGGCAGACACGACGACUGGAAGUGGGACUGGAGCACAGCUGUCCGAAGAAGGAAGGUCUGAGAGUUCAUCUGCCGAGGGGUUCGACUUGGCCGGGACGUCUACCUUCCCCAAGCCUGCCCCAGCUGGUCUGUCCCAGGGGCCAGUUAAAGAAACCUUGGAAAGCGCCUUGAUUGCCCUAGAUUCAGAAAAACCGAAGAAAUUACGGUUUCACUCAAAGCAGCUUUACUUCUCUGCCAGACAAGGGGAGCUGCAGAAGGUUCUUCUUAUGCUGGUGGAUGGGAUUGAUCCCAAUUUCAAGAUGGAGCACCAGAACAAGAGGACCCCUCUCCAUGCAGCUGCAGAGUCAGGACACGUGGACAUUUGCCACAUGCUGAUUCAGGCUGGCGCUAAUAUAGACACCUGCUCUCAGGACCAGAGGACCCCCCUUAUGGAAGCAGCGGAGAAUAACCAUCUUGAGACUGUGAAAUACCUCAUCAAGGCUGGAGCAUUAGUUGAUCCCAAGGAUGCGGAAGGUUCCACAUGUUUGCACCUGGCAGCCAAGAAGGGUCAUUACGAUGUGGUGCAAUAUCUCCUGUCCAAUGAGCAGAUGGAUGUCAACUGUCAGGACGACGGAGGCUGGACCCCAAUGAUAUGGGCUACCGAGUACAAGCAUGUCGAGCUGGUGAAGCUGCUGCUGGCCAAAGGGUCAGACAUCAACAUCCGGGACAACGAGGAGAACAUUUGUUUACACUGGGCUGCUUUUUCGGGGUGCGUCGACAUUGCGGAGAUCUUGCUAGCUGCAAAGUGUGACUUACAUGCGGUGAACAUUCAUGGAGACUCCCCUCUGCACAUUGCAGCCCGAGAGAACCGCUACGAGUGUGUAGUCCUCUUUCUCUCCCGUGGUUCGGACGUGGCCCUGAAAAACAAGGAGGGCGAGACUCCCCUGCAGUGUUCGAGCCUCAACUCUCAAGUCUGGGUUGCUCUGCAGAUGAACAAGACCCUCAAAGAAUCAAUUCCCGACAAGCCUGCCCAGGUGGAGAAGAUACUGAGCAGAGACAUUGCCCGGGGUUACGAGCGUAUCCCGAUUCCUUGUGUCAAUUCUGUCGACAGUGAGCCCUGCCCUAGCAACUACAAAUACGUUUCCCAGAACUGCGUGACGUCCCCCAUGCACAUUGACAGGAACAUCACUCACUUGCAGUACUGUGUCUGCAUAGAUGACUGCUCCUCCAGCAAGUGUAUGUGUGGACAGCUGAGUAUGCGCUGCUGGUAUGACAGGGAUGGCCGGCUCCUCCCGGAAUUCAACACGGCUGAGCCGCCUUUGAUCUUUGAGUGCAACCACGCCUGCUCGUGUUGGCGGACUUGCCGGAAUCGUGUCGUGCAAAACGGGCUCCGGGCGCGGUUACAGCUUUUUCGGACGCAAAAGACAGGCUGGGGUGUGCGGACGAUGCAAGACAUUCCAUUGGGAACCUUUGUUUGCGAGUACGUUGGAGAGCUAAUUUCUGAUUCGGAGGCAAAUGUACGGGAAGAAGACUGCUAUCUUUUUGACCUUGGCAACAAGGACAGAGACGUGUACUGCAUAGAUGCCCGGUUCUAUGGCAACAUCAGCCGCUUCAUCAACCAUUUCUGUGAGCCCAACCUCAUCGCUGUGCGGGUUUUCAUGUCCCAUCAGGACCUGCGCUUCCCCAGAAUUGCAUUCUUCAGUAGCAGGCCCAUCCAAGCAGGGGAAGAGAUUGGGUUUGACUAUGGUGAGAGGUUCUGGAACAUCAAAGGCAAGUACUUCAGUUGCCUGUGCGGUUCCCCCAAGUGCAGGCACUCCACUGCAGCUCUGGCUCAGCGGCAGGCGAGCACAUCAGCGUCCCAGGAGGCAUCAGAGAACCGACUCCCUGACACCAGCUCUGCAACAGUGGCAGCGGUUGCCCCAUUUUGAGGUCUUUGUAGACCUAGCCACCCCGGAAAAAGAAUGAAAAAAAUCCACAGAUUGUAUGAUAUUUUUUUUUAUAUAUUUUCAAGAAAGGAUAUCCCAAAAAGCUCUGUGGCAACUCUAGCAUUGUGACUGUUACCUGAGGAAUGGACAGAUGGCUUGUGUAUAUCAGACGCGUGCAACCUUCCUCUUGCACCCGCGACAUGCCAUGAAGUAGCUGGCCUGCCGACACGGGUAAAGGGGCCGGUGCCUUCCAUGCCGAAAGACCCCUGCUGGCCUCUCUUAAUGUGAUACCUGUUCCCCGAGCCAAGGGAGAGGUCUUCCGCCCCCACUCUUUCCCCCCACACCUGGAAGGACAAAAACGGAAUGGCUGGCUGGUGCAGAGUCUGUCCAGUUCAUUUGUAAUAAAACUCUGAAUACUUGACAACGAUGAUGGCUAUAGCUUGAAGCCAAACCCAACUCCUUCGCACAACCCGGGGGCAGGCUUAGCUUUCUGGCUCGGCUUUCCUUUCUCAUUCAUCGUCUGAGGAUCGAAACGGCGUCUUCUUUCGAACAGGCGCCUGCUUGACCUUAGCCAUGGAUUUGCUGUUCUCGGCCACUGCCACCAUCGUCUCUUGAUCUGCCCAGGGUUCGCAGAGGGUCUCCCAAGUCUAAUCAGGGCUUCUCUGUUACAGACCAGUGCUUGAGCACAUUUUCUUUUUCUGGUUCUCUCCCCACAACGGCCAUUCUUUCUCUCUGUCAUGCAAGGAAGCUUACAAGGACAUGUCUUGCACGACGCCAACUCUUAAAAACAAAAGAGUUACUGUUCACUUGUUUUUAAAUUCAGAAACCUGGCAUUUACAGAGACCCUCUUCUGGGCAUUUCCCGAAGCAGACACUCAGUCUGGGCACUCCGAGGACACGGCAGCAGGAAAAGAUUUAUCUGUGCCAUCGCCGUUGCUUUUCUGGGUCUGUCCUUUUCCUCCCCCCCCCCUUUUAAGCUACAUAUUAUGAGGUUGACGUUAUUGAACUUAAUUUCUCUUUUACCAUUUGGGGGGAGGCUGAACAGAAGAGGAACCCCCCCCUCCCCCGAGCAACUAAACGGUGCUGAUUCUAGUGUGAUUUUUACUCACUACUAUAUGAAAUAUAAAUUUCAGUUGUAUAAUAAAAGAAAAAGAACAAAGUGAUUUUAGUAUAAAAUGCAGGGACAAAACCCCACAAAAACCUUUUUUUAAAAUUGUUAGUAUUGUAGUGGGAAUAAAUCCGUCAUCACCUUUUGUGUGGUGGCAAAGCAGAUCAUUUAAUUUUUUUUUCAUAUAUCUCUUUAAAUACUGUAAUUAGUGCAGUACCAGGUUUGGGGUCUUUUUUUGUUUUUCGUGGGAGUUUUUUUUUGGGGGGGAGGGGUGCAUCUGUUCUAAACCGUUCAUAUUGCUGGGUGGUUCCACCCCUCUUUCUGUUAAAUGUUUUUUGACAGUUUCAAAGGUGCCAUCUUUGGGCUCCUGUCAUUUCCUUGUUCUGUUUUCAAUGAGAUCAAUAAAAAGUGCUUUAAAAA